Molecule: messenger RNA, 1834 nt
Organism: Actinia tenebrosa (Australian red waratah sea anemone)
Lineage: Eukaryota; Metazoa; Cnidaria; Anthozoa; Actiniaria; Actiniidae
Product: heparanase
Cellular component (GO): extracellular matrix; membrane
Molecular function (GO): hydrolase activity, acting on glycosyl bonds
Source: RefSeq, a predicted model, not a curated record
CUCAAUAAUCGUUUAGUGGUUACGAGCAUCAGUGGUAAAUAAUCUCCAAAACUUCAAAAAAUGAGUUUCAAAAAGGCUACUCUAAAGCAAUCCUUUUACUUAAGCUUAUUGUUGUUCCCAUUUGUGUUUUCAAUGCCCUUAGAAGAGCACGCUUUUACUGACAGUUCGUCUAAAUCUGGCAAUGCUUUCGCUGUGGAGAUUGUUACGACCGAAGCGUUUAGAGUUGUGGAUAAACGAUUUCUUUCUGUGGCUAUCGAUACACAUAUACUUGAGAUACAUUGGAAGUGUUUUAAUUUCUCGUCAGUAAGACUUUUUACCUUAGCCAAGGGUCUUCAACCAGCUUAUUUAAGAAUUGGAGGAAGCGGACAAGAUUUUCUGUUUUACGAUGGUGAAGUACACAAAAUGAAUGGCGUCGAUCAUGCUGUGCAGUCUCGAGAAUGUAAAGAUGAACAAGGAAGGAAUAUUAAUGGACAGAAGAAAAAAGGAAUCAAUUUUACCAUCAACAGCGAUGAUUUGGAUAACAUUCAUGAGAUUUCUGAAAAAGCUGGUUGGGAUAUUGUGUUUGGAUUGAAUCUGUUGUUGCGAAGUGAUGACGGUUCAUGGAAUUCGAGUAAUCCUUUGGAGAUCAUGCGUUACGCGGCUAAGAAUGGUUACAACUUUGCUUGGGAGCUUGGAAAUGAACCCAACAAUCUAGGCCAGUAUGGCACGCCAAUUACCGCAGAGCAAGAUGCCAUGGCUUUCUUAACGCUAAGACAGAUUCUAAAUGAUGAGCCUGAACUCGGAAGAAUGUUGAUUGGACCAGAUGUUGAUCGCAUAUGGGAACAACCAAAAGCGCGGGAAUAUCUCAAUCAGUUUCUUCUUCUAGCCCCAGACACUGUAGACGCUAUUUCAUGGCAUCAGUAUUAUGUCAAUGGAAGAACAAGCACUGCGAAAGACUUCUACGACGUGCAAAUACUGGACACCAUGUUGGAUCAACUGAAUGACUUCAAUGACAUUGUCACCGUUAGAGCACCACAGACCAAAGCCUGGAUCGGAGAAACGAGCAGCGCAUGGGGCGGAGGGGCUGAGGGCUUGUCUGAUAGAUAUAUUGCUGGUUUUAUGUGGUUGGAUAAACUUGGACUCUCUGCUCGAUUGAACCAGGACGUGGUCAUCAGGCAGACAUUUUUUGGGGGAAACUAUGCACUUAUUGGAACGGAUUUACUACCAAACCCGGAUUACUGGCUGUCUCUUUUAUACAAGCGACUGGUUGGUCAAGAAGUCUUGAAGGUAGAGCAGGGUACCGAGAGAGGAAGAUUGCUCAGGGUUUACGCACACUGUACAAACUCUGCUGGUGAAUACCCGGCAGGGGCAGUGACUGUCAUAGCUCUCAACAUUAACCCAAAAGAACAAGCCACAUUUAGGCUGACAGGGGAUCUACGAGGGAUGGAUGUUGAUCAGUAUCUACUGACACCGUAUGGCGAUGAUUUGACGGAGCGGAGAGUAAACCUCAAUGGCAAGCCUCUAAAACUGAUCGAUGACGCAACUCUCCCAAGUCUACAUCCAGUGCGAGUAUCGUCAGAUCUACUUGUUCUUCCAUCUCUGACGUUCUCCUUCUUUGUCGUACCCAAUGCAAAAGCCGAGGCCUGCAAAACCACUUUAUACUCUUAAGCAAUAAAAUUUUUAUCUUUUGUCCCAAUGCCCAAGUAAACUAGACCUCCAUCUCAAAGAAAAAUCCUGUAGUUUCGGUGACUUAGAUUUCUUAUCAAGUUUUACUCUAUGUCAUCUUUUCAGUUUUUUUUUCAAUGCCUAAGAUAAACUAGCUCUCCAUCAAAUAAAGAUACUGUAGUUUCGGUGA